GAGUAAUCGUGUAAAUAACGGCACACAUCAACAAUAAUAUGAAUCUCCGAAGAUAAAAAUUCUCAAAUUCUCAUAAAAUUCCCUCAAGAAGAAAGAAAACAGAACACGAGAAACUGUCCUAGAGAGAGAUGAGAAGUGUACCAAACUACCACCAUUCUUUCUUCAUUUUCCUCAUUUUAAUUCUGUUUCUUGCUUUCUCUGUUUCUCCAAACACUCUUUCAGCCACAGAAUCUCUCACUAUCUCAAGCAACAAAACCAUUAUAUCUCCUAGUCAAAUCUUCGAGCUCGGUUUCUUCAAUCCCGCAUCAAGUUCGCGUUGGUAUCUCGGCAUAUGGUACAAGAUAAUCCCUAUAAGAACCUACGUAUGGGUUGCAAACAGAGACAAUCCUCUCUCUAGCUCCAACGGAACUCUCAAAAUAUCCGGCAAUAACCUCGUCAUUUUCGAUCAGUCCGAUAGGCCUGUUUGGUCGACGAAUAUAACCGGAGGAGAUGUGAGAUCACCAGUGGCUGCAGAGCUUCUUGAUAACGGUAAUUUCUUGCUCAGAGACUCCAAUAACAGACUUCUAUGGCAGAGUUUCGAUUUUCCGACAGAUACUUUACUUGCGGAGAUGAAAUUGGGAUGGGAUCAGAAAACCGGAUUCAACAGGAUCUUGAGAUCCUGGAAAACAACAGAUGAUCCAUCAAGCGGUGAGUUUUCGACAAAACUCGAAACCAGCGAGUUCCCUGAGUUUUACAUAUGCAGCAAGGAGUCGAUACUAUACCGCAGCGGUCCAUGGAAUGGAAUGCGUUUUAGCAGCGUACCAGGGACAAUUCAAGUUGAUUACAUGGUUUACAAUUUCACAGCAAGUAAGGAGGAAGUGACUUACUCAUACCGAAUCAACAAAACAAACUUAUACUCGAGAUUAUACUUAAACUCUGCGGGUUUAUUACAACGAUUGACUUGGUUUGAGACAACACAGAGUUGGAAGCAACUAUGGUACUCACCGAAGGACCUAUGCGAUAACUACAAAGUGUGCGGGAAUUUCGGUUAUUGCGACUCGAACAGUUUACCAAAUUGUUAUUGUAUCAAAGGGUUUAAGCCAGUGAAUGAGCAAGCGUGGGACUUGAGAGAUGGCUCCGCUGGUUGCAUGAGGAAGACGAGGCUGAGCUGUGACGGUAGAGAUGGUUUUACCCGGUUGAAGAGGAUGAAAUUGCCAGAUACCACGGCGACAAUUGUGGACAGAGAAAUUGGGUUGAAAGUAUGUAAAGAAAGGUGUCUAGAAGAUUGUAAUUGCACUGCGUUCGCUAAUGCGGAUAUUCGCAAUGGCGGGUCUGGUUGUGUGAUUUGGACCAGAGAGAUUUUGGAUAUGCGAAAUUAUGCUAAGGGAGGUCAGGAUCUUUACGUUAGACUAGCCGCUGCUGAACUCGAGGACAAGAGAAUCAAAAAUGAAAAAAUUAUAGGUUCGAGUAUUGGAGUGAGCAUUUUGCUUCUUUUAAGUUUUGUCAUCUUCCAUUUUUGGAAAAGGAAGCAGAAGCGAUCAAUAACAAUUCAAACACCUAAUGUUGAUCAAGUGAGAAGCCAAGACUCGCUAAUCAACGAUGUGGUAGUAUCUAGGAGGGGUUACACAUCCAAAGAAAAAAAAAGUGAGUACCUAGAGCUUCCAUUGUUGGAGUUGGAAGCUCUUGCCACGGCAACAAACAAUUUUUCUAACGACAACAAGCUUGGACAAGGUGGAUUCGGAAUUGUUUACAAGGGAAGAUUACUUGACGGAAAAGAAAUUGCGGUAAAGAGACUAUCGAAAAUGUCCUCACAAGGGACCGAUGAGUUCAUGAACGAGGUUAGAUUAAUUGCAAAGCUUCAGCACAUAAACCUUGUCCGGCUUCUAGGUUGUUGCGUCGAUAAGGGUGAGAAGAUGUUGAUCUAUGAGUACUUGGAGAAUUUAAGCCUUGACUCGCAUCUCUUUGGUUAGUGACUCAAACAGCUUCUGUUCUAAUAAUUGAACAUUUUUGUGAAAACGUUAACUUGUUGUUGGUUGUGUUGGAUGUGUAGACCAAACACGAAGCUCUAACUUAAAUUGGCAAAAGAGAUUUGAUAUUAUCAAUGGUAUUGCUAGAGGACUUCUAUAUCUUCACCAAGAUUCACGGUGUAGGAUUAUCCAUAGAGACUUGAAAGCAAGUAACGUAUUGCUUGAUAAAAAUAUGACUCCAAAGAUCUCGGAUUUCGGUAUGGCGAGGAUCUUUGGACGGGAGGAGACAGAGGCUAAUACAAGGAGGGUGGUCGGAACUUACGGCUACAUGUCUCCAGAAUAUGCAAUGGACGGGAUAUUCUCGAUGAAGUCGGAUGUUUUCAGCUUUGGGGUCUUGCUUCUAGAGAUUAUAAGUGGAAAAAGAAACAAAGGAUUCUACAACUCAAACCGUGAUCUUAAUCUCCUCGGUUUUGUGUGGAGGCAUUGGAAGGAAGGAAACGAGCUAGAGAUUGUAGAUCCGAUCAACAUCGAUUCUUUGUCAUCAAAGUUCCCGACACAUGAAAUCUUAAGAUGUAUACAAAUUGGUCUCUUGUGUGUUCAAGAACGAGCCGAAGACAGACCAGUGAUGUCCUCGGUAAUGGUGAUGCUUGGAAGCGAAACUACCGCUAUUCCUCAGCCUAAACGUCCUGGAUUUUGCAUUGGUAGAAGUCCUCUUGAGGCUGAUUCUUCUUCAAGUACACAGCGCGACGAUGAAUGUACAGUGAACCAAAUCACUCUCUCGGUCAUUGACGCUCGGUAAUUUGUAACUUACGGCCCAAUCUGUUUACAUGCAUAUCAUUUUAUAGGUAAGUCUAAAUAGAUUUUAUUACUACAUAUAUGAUUCGAUAUCUUGCUCUAUCUAAUUUAAUUUAGACAAAAGAUUCACCACAUGUUUCACAUGAUUUU
This is a messenger RNA of Arabidopsis thaliana (thale cress), 2891 nucleotides long. RefSeq names its product receptor kinase 1 (gene RK1). Gene Ontology annotation, molecular function: ubiquitin protein ligase binding; protein serine kinase activity; protein kinase activity. NCBI's taxonomy places the organism in Eukaryota, Viridiplantae, Streptophyta, Magnoliopsida, Brassicales, Brassicaceae. Gene Ontology annotation, cellular component: plasma membrane. Gene Ontology annotation, biological process: recognition of pollen. The record is from RefSeq and is marked reviewed. The transcript is spliced from 6 exons. Bases 129 to 1949 code for a protein of 606 amino acids.